Cygnus atratus (black swan) is the source of this 2264-nucleotide messenger RNA. It is a transcript of the gene DNAI7, whose product is annotated as dynein axonemal intermediate chain 7. NCBI's taxonomy places the organism in Eukaryota, Metazoa, Chordata, Aves, Anseriformes, Anatidae. Gene Ontology annotation, molecular function: beta-tubulin binding; microtubule binding. The transcript is spliced from 16 exons. The record is from RefSeq and is a predicted model, not a curated record. The coding region runs from base 9 to 2264 and encodes 751 amino acids. Gene Ontology annotation, cellular component: axoneme.
GCGGCGCCAUGGUGAGGGCGGGCGGCCUGCUCCUCAUGUCGUCCCCUGUCGCGCCAUGUCGCCACCUGUCGCCGACUGCGGAGGGCCCCGAGCAGCCUCAGCUGCCGCGGAAUGUCCCCGGUCCAAAAAAGAAUAAAAAGAAAAAGUCCAGUGGCAAAGAAAAAGUUAAAGCUGAAAAACUGAGAUUACAGAAAGAAGAGGAAGAAAGGAGGCUGAAAGAGGAAGAGGAAGCCCGAUUGCAAGCUGAACAAGAAGAAGCAGCAAGACUUGAAAAGGAGAGGAUUGAACGAGAGCUGAUGGAAAAGCUUGAGGCAAAAGAUCAAGAGCGAAGGGAGUAUGAACUAGCAGAACUUCAUUCACUAGAAGAGAAGUUUGUGUCUGCACAAUUGUGGAAAACAAAAUACAGAGCAUAUGCAAAGUGGGAGCAUUAUAUUGCUUGUGAUGGAAGUCCUGACCCAACUAUACCACAGGAAAUAAAUACUUUCAUGAGCUUAUGGCGUGAAGAUCAAAAUAAGGACAUUCAACUUGUUGUGGAGAAGGGACAACAGGUACUAAAUUUAAUUGAGAAGUUGCAGUUUUUUCUAUUGGACACACCACCAAGUGAGAUAACAGAAAAAGAAAUAGUCCAGUACCAGGAAACUAUUUUGGAAUUGCAGAAUCUACUUCAUCAGAAGUACAAUGAAGCAACAGAACACCUACUUAAAACAGCUAGUAUGUAUGAAGAUUCUGACACUGGAAAUAUGCAGGCUGUCAUAAAGGACAAAAAUGUUACUUUCUGUAUUUGGGCCAAUCUGAAGAAGAAAGUAAGGUUCAAGAAUCAUGUGUUUUGUGAUACACAUCAUGGAUUUGAUCUUCCAAAGUCCCUGGCUGUGAGCAAUGUUGCUGUUCGCAUAUUGCACACUCAUUAUGACCAUGUAUCUCCACUUUGGCUGCAGUGCCAGAGUGUGCCAAAAUUGGAAGUCCUAGAAAGCAAAAAGUCAACUCAGCAUUCAAAAGACAAUGUAGAAGAACUAGAAGAAGAAAAGAAAGCUGCAGAAGAGCCCAACAUGCCCACUGAAGAAGAAACACAUUCUGAUGAGAGAAAGAGUGCUGUCUCGUUCAAAGAAAAAUACAAUAGUGUAACUGACAUAAAUGAGAAGACAGAGGAGGAAACUGAGAAGAAAUCAGAAAUCUUGGACAUAUCACAAGUUCUGAGUCCACUGAUGCAGGAAAAGACCAAUGAAAAAGAAGAUGAGAUAACUGAUGAAAAUAUUAUUGAUUUGCAACAGUUUGUACCAGUGGGUGGUGUGUACCAUAUCGAUGCACUGCAGCUUCCACCUCAGGUCAAACAAGUCAAGAACUGGAAUAUAGUGGAGUUACUUGACGUUGGCUUGGAGGCAUACAGAUAUCCCCCAGAAGAGGCUGACGAUGCCCGAUACCCACCAAUACAGAUCACGCUUAGGCUGUCUGACAAUGUGAUCUAUUGCAAGGAACCUGUGAUAGCCCGAUGGGAUCCUGCAGGCCAACAGUGGAGAACUGAUGGCAUCAGCAACAUAACAUACGAAACACAGAAGAGUAUCACUUUUGAGAUGGGUGUUUUUUAUACAAUAGCACUUCUCCAGAAUGUUCAUCUCAACAUGCCAUAUCAGGCAUGGGAAUUGAGACCUAUGGGUAUAAAUGAAGCACUACUUACAGUUACUACAGUCUUUGCAGAAGUUCAGAUACAAAUUAAGGAUAAGCAGUGUAUGGUGGCUGCAGUCACAGUGGAAGAGAAGGAUGUGCUUUCUCACCUGACAGGAAAAUGGAUGUGUCCCGUCACCUUAAGAAAAGUUUUGAAAGAGGCUGGUGUGAAUAUUUUCCCAGGAGAAUAUUCAUACAAAUACGUCUCUGUGAACAAGAAGGCUCCCCUAACAGAAGUGAGGGCAUACCAACAGAUGGCCCUGGUUGCAUCCGCUUUUGCUUUUGGCUGGAGCAAAUGGAAUCUAGAAUCGGGUCAAGAUCAAGUAGUGUUCAAGGUAAGUGAGCAUCUUAAAGCAGAUUUUGUCAAAGACUGGUCUCUGUACAUGUUUAAUGGUCAGAGAGCACUGAAACUCAAGAUCACAGAAACCAGUGAAGCAUUUUCAAAAGAGCUAGAAGAAGAUUCCGAAUUUCACUCCACACUCUACCAUAUGCUUAAAGACUUUGCCAGCAAAGAAGCAAUUGAUAGAGUGAGUACAGCUAACUUCCUGUUUAUUGAUGUUGUAUAUCAGCUGCUCCUUGCUACAAGAGUUUUAACGUACUCUUAA